CAUCAGCUAUCUAGGUACUCAUCCAAUGCCUGUUGUCUGUAAGCGAUGUGAAUACUAGAACAUUCGCCGCCUUCUAGUAUAGUGAACCAUGCCUGCUAUGCGCGACCUAUUCACACCUGUAUUCCAGGCUCGUUGUUUUGUUGCUGGGGCUUGGGUGUUGAUAGGUAUUUCAGUUCCUGCUCGGUGGAGUAUGUUCGGCGGGGAUCCUCGUACAGCGACUAUAAGUAUCUGCUGCUUCUGGGGAAUCAGGACCAUGCAUGGAAUGAGGUACAAGUGCCAUCCGCGUAGCAACAGAUUGAAGGAUAAAGGCACGUACUCCUCCGGGGGUUCACGGGACGACGCUCUACCCUGCCUCAUGGAAGCUCAUUGCACAUGGCUGUGCUCUCUGUUACACAGACUAGGCGCUUAGUGACUGAUCUGAUUUGAUCACUGGAUAGGACUGAGUCAUAAGCCAGCAGUCCGAGUGGCACAGUGGACCGUCAUGUUAGGGAUUCUGACACAUCGUUAAUCUCAAUCAUAACUGAGCCUUAUCUCACCAGCUGGGC
Messenger RNA from Aspergillus vadensis CBS 113365, 545 nucleotides. RefSeq lists its product as uncharacterized. NCBI's taxonomy places the organism in Eukaryota, Fungi, Ascomycota, Eurotiomycetes, Eurotiales, Aspergillaceae. The transcript has a single exon. The coding region runs from base 89 to 409 and encodes 106 amino acids. The record is from RefSeq and is a predicted model, not a curated record.